This is a messenger RNA of Cucumis melo (muskmelon), 1261 nucleotides long. RefSeq names its product adenylyl-sulfate kinase 1, chloroplastic-like. The record is from RefSeq and is a predicted model, not a curated record. The transcript has 6 exons. Gene Ontology annotation, biological process: sulfate assimilation. The coding region runs from base 212 to 1003 and encodes 263 amino acids. Lineage: Eukaryota; Viridiplantae; Streptophyta; Magnoliopsida; Cucurbitales; Cucurbitaceae. Gene Ontology annotation, molecular function: adenylylsulfate kinase activity; ATP binding.
ACUCCCAAUAACCCCACAUAUAAAUACCUUCUUUAGGGUUUUUUCAACGUCGUACACUCUCAAACUCCCGUCAUUUUCAUUUUCACUACAGCUUCUUCAAUAACACUAAUCAUGGUUGAGUGAGGAGGAGAUCGCAGCGACUUUUGCAGAGGCUUUGGUGGUAGAGAUUGUGGUGGCGAUUGUGGAUGUGGACGCCGUCGUGUUGGCCGCCAUGACGAAGACGACUGUUCUUCUAUCGGCAUUGUGUAGUUUUUCGCUUGAACAUGGUGAGUUUUUGCUUAGACAUGAUCCGAAAAACGACGCGGUGGAAGAACAAGUGGAAAUUUGGACGGAUUUUGAUUUUCUUUCUGAGUUUGGAUCUUCAAAGACGGUGGUUGAUGAUGCAGAGUUUCCGGUCUUCUUUGGUGUUCCUGCGGUGAAGAUUGAAUUUAGAAAACUUGAGAAACUUCCUCCUGGUGAAAUCGGUCGCAUCACCUUCUUUAAAUUAUUGUUUUGGCUGCGAGGACUUGCAAUUGUAUAUAUUUUUUGCUUCAACAAAGGCAGCGUGACAUUGAGUUUAGGAAAUCUUAUAAUGAACAGAGAUAGAGGGAAGAGCACUGUGGCCUGUGCCUUGAGUCAAAGCUUAUACAAAAUAGGAAAGUUAGCUUAUAUCCUCGAUGGGGACAAUGUGAGGCAUGACCUGAAUCGCGACCUUGGUUUUAAAGCAGAAGAUCGUGCUGAGAAUAUAAGGAGGGUCGGUGAGGUUGCAAAAUUGUUUGCAAACGCUGGAGUUAUUUGCAUUGCUAGUGUGAUAUCUCCAUAUCGAAGGGAUCGAGAUGCCCGUCGUGCCAUUUUGUCUGAUGGAUACUUUAUUGAGGUGUUCAUGGAUGUUCCUCUUGAAGUUUGUGAAGCAAGAGAUGCAAAAGGACUGUAUAAGCUUGCAUGGGCAAGGAAGAUCAAAGGUCACUGCAACUUGUUAUCAUCUUCCUUAGAUUUACUUGAUGAUCUCUUCAAACUUUUAUAGGCUUUACUGGUAUCGAUGAUCUGUACAAAGUACCAUUGAAUUGUGAGGAUGAUUGAAGUCAUCAGAUUGGAAGCUAAGCGAUUGUGUAGAUAGCCAGGCGGUCGUUGAAGGUUGAAGACUGAGAAGGCGUUUAGGAUUUCUUAUUUAAGUCUUGUCUUAGGAUCUUGUUUUAUGUACUAUUGUAGAAUGUAUAUAUAAACACAAUAUUAAGUUUUCAUUUUGUGUAUACAAAUGUAAAAGAUAAAUAUUAUAGUUUCU